Messenger RNA from Saccharomyces cerevisiae S288C, 441 nucleotides. The record is from the annotation of a RefSeq genome assembly. Lineage: Eukaryota; Fungi; Ascomycota; Saccharomycetes; Saccharomycetales; Saccharomycetaceae.
AUGUAUAUAAUUUACGGAGCUGAUCAUCGCAUAAGCAACUGUUCUCUGCUUAAACGAAGAAUACCAGAAGCACGAAUCUUUAAAUUAUAUCCUAAUGACAAAACGAGUAGAUCUUCAUCUGCUAGUGUCGCGAUUCCUGACUAUGAAACGCAAGGCCAAACAGCAGGACAGAUAACACCGAAGUCCUGGCUCUGUAUGUUAUCUUCGACUGUUCCAGCUACCAAAUCCUCAGAAUGGAUUUUUGACACAGGAUGUACUUCCCACAUGUGCCACGACCGUUCCAUUUUUUCAUCAUUUACUAGAUCCUCUAGGAAAGACUUUGUCAGAGGAGUUGGCGGUUCCAUACCCAUCAUGGGCUCCGGAACUGUAAACAUUGGCACUGUUCAAUUACAUGACGUAUCUUACGUUCCUGAUUUACCAGUUAACCUGAUAUCCGUUUGA